UGUAAGCCCUUGGUUGGACCGUGUUUGGGCCUGAAAAUAUACUGUGCCAGUUUUUAAAAAGAAGUAUAUUAGAUUAGUGUGAUUUCGGGUUUGGUUUUUGCGUGUUUUUGUUUCCUCGAGUAGCUUCAACUAUUUACCGCCCCGCCGGAGAAGGAGAAGAAGGAUCUGUGUCGUGUUGUGUCGCCAUGUCUCGGGUUGACAACAGAAAUUCCUCAGCCGCCAAGCGUGCCAGGACUGAUGGUAGCCGUAGGGAAGAUGAUUGGACUUGCCCCAGCUGUGGUAAUGUCAAUUUCUCUUUCAGGACAACUUGUAACAUGCGUAAUUGCACUCAACCAAGGCCAGCUGAUCAUAAUUCGAAAUCUGCUGCCAAGCCUCUACAAGCUCCACAGGGUUAUUCAUCUGCAGCUCCUUAUUUAGGUUCUAAUGCUCCAUCUUCUAUAUAUCUUAGUGUCCCACCAUAUGGGUCUUCUCUGUUCAAUGGAUCAUCAGUUCCUCCCUAUGAUGUUCCAUUUUCUGGAGGAUCAGCAUAUCACUACAAUUAUGGUAGUCGCCUUUCUGCUGGAAGUCCUUAUAGACCAUUGCAUUUAUCUGGACCUGCACCCUACACCGGUGGGCCAGUGAUGGGAAAUGGUGGGAUCUAUGGAAUGCCCCAACUGUUGGAUCGCUAUGGCCUGGGUGUGCCUAUUGGACCUGGGACAAUGGGUGCCAGACCUGGAUUUUUUCAUGAUGAUAAGUCUCAGAAAAAAGAUGCAACUCGUGACAAUGACUGGACAUGUCCAAAAUGUGGCAAUGUCAAUUUCUCAUUCAGAACUGUCUGCAACAUGAGAAAGUGCAACACACCUAAACCCGGAUCUCAGGCCUCAAAGUCCGACAAAAAUUCUAAGCAAAAGAUGCCUGAGGGAAGCUGGAAGUGUGAAAAAUGUAACAACAUAAACUAUCCUUUCAGAACCAAGUGCAACAGACAGAAUUGUGGUGCUGACAAGCCUGCUGAGUCUGAUAAAUCUCCUUCACCAUCUGCUGAUCAGAAUGAUCAGUGAGUACUAGGACAUGUUUGAGGGUUGAGAAGGUCCAGAGUUGUCAUCAAGAAUUGCUCAGUUUCGGUGUCUGACAGUCAGUCUUGUCGUCCUCUAUGUUGCAGCAGUUGUCAAGUCACUCACCUUCUCAAUAUGUGUCAAGUUGUUGUAUUAACUGAGAUGGUAUUUUGGUCUUUGUGGAUUGUUAUGAUGCAUGUGUCAGCCAACUUUCCUGGCACAAAGGUUAUUGCAGUUUCCAGUUUUAAGUUUUUGGUUCAUGAAUGUCUGUGUUUAAGUAUUACUCUAGAUGCCUCAAGAAUAUGAAGAUUCUGAGUUUUUAGAUUUAUUAGGUGGCAUUUAGUUUUGGGUAGUAGAUGAAAGUGUCUUCCUAACAUACCACUUAGGAUAUGUGCAUCAGUAUUUGUUACAGAAGCCAUUUUCUCUCAUGCUAUUGCUUGAGCUACAUGGAUGAUUCAUGUCGUGUCGUUGAAUUAAAGUUGGCGGUAGAUUAUUUAGUUGUUUUUUUUAGUUUCAUUUAGACAAGCUUUCCUAGCCCGAUAAUAUUUUAGGGUUUUGGGUAAUCUUUUAUGUACCUUGAGUGCUAAUCUUCGUGUUUCUGGUAUCUCACUCUUACAUUUUGUUUCGCUACUCUAAUAUUUGGUGGAUGUCAAGUAGGUAUCUGUUGUCCUUUAUGAAUCGUGUCAAUUGGGCAAUUUAGUAGUCCAUCGGAAUUAUUCUCUGAAAUCAUAGUUCGCGAAUUUGUGUAAAAGUUAGUAUCUGAAUUUAUGACUAGCAUCACGGUAGUCAUUCUUUUAGCCCAUAGCCAAGAAGGACUUGUUUGAUAAAGGUUUUGUUAAUAUAGACUAGAAUACAUUAACAAAAUUCAACGACCAGCUGAUGAUUUCAAGGAUGGACUUAGAUGUCUAUAAAUAUUUAAGUAUUCAGUGUAGUGCUGCUUCGUACGAAUCGGACCAUAAAUCCAUGCAGAGGAUGGUUGGGAGAAGAGAUGAAGUAACCUGAUAUUGUACUCCCAAGAAGCUUUCAAUAUGCUUUAUUCUAGAAGCACGUCGGACUUUGACGAAUGAUUGGUAGGAAGUCUGCUAGUAGGGUGUUCUUCAUUGCUGGGUCUCACUACGUUAGCUGCAUUUUUGUAUUUAAAAGUAACCUUGAUUUGAGUUAUUAGGAUUAAAUUUUACCCAUAACUUAGAAUGUCGUAUAACUUUCGGCCUGCAUGAGGCUCAUUAAAUCACAAUCCAUUUUACCU
Molecule: messenger RNA, 2277 nt
Organism: Vigna unguiculata (cowpea)
Lineage: Eukaryota; Viridiplantae; Streptophyta; Magnoliopsida; Fabales; Fabaceae
Product: Ran BP2/NZF zinc finger-like superfamily protein
Source: RefSeq, a predicted model, not a curated record